Messenger RNA from Asparagus officinalis (garden asparagus), 707 nucleotides. Its product is annotated as zinc finger protein ZAT11-like. The transcript has a single exon. Bases 116 to 610 code for a protein of 164 amino acids. Lineage: Eukaryota; Viridiplantae; Streptophyta; Magnoliopsida; Asparagales; Asparagaceae. The record is from RefSeq and is a predicted model, not a curated record.
GACAAGUCCAAGCUGUCUAAGAAAAACCUCUAUAAAAGCCAACCCACCAUAUUCUCAUCCUUCAUUCUCUUCUUCAUCAAUACUCUCAGCACAUACAAUUACAAACUUCAAAAACAUGAAGAGAUACUCCAAUUCACUUGGAGAGCUAGAGAACAUCAACAUGGCCAAUGUUCUUAUGCUACUCUCUCAAAGCAACAACGACAGCAAAACAAGCACGACGAAUCGAACCGACGAACGUCGCCUGUUUGAGUGCAAGACCUGCAAUCGCCGGUUCCCUUCAUUCCAAGCUCUCGGCGGCCACAGAGCCAGCCACAAGAAACCGAAGCUAUCGGUUGAUGAUAGCAAUAAGGAUUUGAGCUUAGCCAGUGGUAAUAAGCCCAAGGCCCAUGAGUGUUCGAUUUGUGGGCUUGAGUUUGGAAUUGGGCAGGCCUUGGGUGGGCAUAUGAGAAGGCAUAGAAGGGCUAGUGAAGGCUUCAGGCAAGCAUUUGUGAAGAAGAUCAUGGCCAAUAAUGAAGGGAAGAGGGUGGUUUUGUUGGAUUUGAACUUGCCACCCUCUGAUGAUGAUGAUGAUGAUGAUGAUGAGAUGGAGUGUAAGAAACCUGGAGAAUAGAUUUUUCUUUUUCUUUUCUUUAAAGUUAGUUAUUGUAUAUUCGUGUGAUGUGUAGUUGUUGUACAGAGAGAUUAAUAGAAUAGUAUUCAUUUGUUUA